AUGCGCGUUACUAUCCUCCUGGCCGGCUUGGCCACCAAUGUUCUCGGAGCUCCCGCGGGAUCAUCACGAAGAGAUGCCACACCGCUAUCGAGACCUGCAGUAACACCACAACUGAAAAGUGCCAACCUCAUGGCCAACGCCACAGAUCCAGACGUGGACCGAGAUUCAUGCGGAUCCGUACGCAUUGGAAAUCGAGCAUUCUGGACAUGUCGAGAUACAAUGCGCUACGAUCGAACGGCGGGUACAAGCGUCUUCCCCGUCAUCAGCAACUCCGCUGGCUGGAGCGAGACCUCCGAGGGUGGACUCGUCGCACAGGCGAAUGCAGAGAUCGGGCCGGGAUCAACAGGAGGCAACAUGAUACUUCCAAUAUAUGGUUCCGACUCUGCCAACGAAUUCUUCCCCAACAUGCCCGGGGAUUGCGAUGAAAAUCACGGUCAAUGCUGGGAUGGCACACGCUGGGCGGUCUGGCCCAAUUCACCGCCAAUGGUCGCCGCACCCGACGGAGAGAACACAGUAGCCUACUCAUGGGUACCACAAUCCAACCUCAACCAACUCACCCUCCUCAACCCCUUCCGACCCUACACCCUCUACAAAACCACCUACUCCCCCUCCCAACCCUCCACCACCCUCCCCACAGUCUCAAUCGCCAACCCCACCUUCUGGGCCGCCGGCGAACCCGGCUACGGCGACUACGGCAACGUCGUCCGCGACGGCUACGCCUACCUCUACGCCCAACGCCCCGACUCCUCCGGAACGCUCCUCGCCCGCGCUCCCAUCACCUCCAUCGAAGACCGCUCCACGUACACCUACUACACUCCCUCCACCGGCUGGACCACCACCCUCCCCUCCCUCUCCGACCCCGCCGCCACGCUCCCCAACGCGGGAACCGGCUGGCAAGGGACAUUCUACUACUCCACCGCCUUCUCGUCCUACAUCUGGAUCGGACAAGCGCUCAACUGUCCCAGCGCGGAGUUCUACAUCACCACCGCGCCGGCUCCCGAGGGGCCGUGGAUCGAGCCGUAUGUGCUGUGGAAAGGGGAGAGCGGCGAUGGGUUGGUGGGCGCGUAUUCGUUGCAGGCGCAUACGAGUCUGUUGCCGAGUGGGGAUGUGGCGGCGGAAAAGGGGAUUUUCACGGAGACUGAGCGGACCGCAGAACAGACCCUUCUCAUAUUGAUCCAACGGACGUGCAUAAUAACGCCGAGCAACGAACUUGUCCAGUAG
Messenger RNA from Zymoseptoria tritici IPO323, 1221 nucleotides. RefSeq lists its product as uncharacterized. The record is from RefSeq and is a predicted model, not a curated record. Bases 1 to 1221 code for a protein of 406 amino acids. Lineage: Eukaryota; Fungi; Ascomycota; Dothideomycetes; Mycosphaerellales; Mycosphaerellaceae. The transcript has 4 exons.